AUGUCGGAGAUUCAUCGUCCUUCAAACGAGCGCCAAGAGGACGAUUCCAACGUGGAGUCACUAGAAACCAAAAAGCUGAGAUAUCGCAACGAGUAUAAAUCACCUCUUGAAGAUCACUAUAUACCGAGUUAUGUGACGGGCGGUCUUCACCCUGUUCUUAUGGGGGAUCUCUUUAAAGAUGGACGGUAUAAAGUUGUGAACAUGGUUGGUGUUGGAUCGUUCAGUAACGUCUGGGCAGCUCGAGACACUCACGCACAAGACAAUCAGAACAAUAAUGACGUUGUUUGUCUGAAGAUACUUAAAGCAUCGUGCUCACAGGGAGAGGUAGGUGAGUUGAAGAUUAUGCAGUACAUUGAAGCAAACAGUGCCACGACGCAUCCUGGACGCAAAUACCUGCCACGACUCUUGGAUCACUUCUACCAUGAUGGACCAAAUGGCAGACACUUGUGCAUCGUCAUGAAUAUCCUUGGUUCAAAUGUCUGGAAGGUUCGGAGUGAAGCUCAUUUCUCAGAAAAGCUCUCUCAUGAACUCUCACGUCAUAUCUCUAGACAACUCAUUCUUGCAGUCGACUUUCUCCACUCAAUUGGCGUGGUGCAUGGAGACAUAAAUGAAGGGAAUGUGGCAUUCAAGAUUCCCCGGAUCGAGAGGGUAUGUUUCGAUGAAACCUUCCAAGCGAAGGUAAAACGCCGUGACGGUGGACCAUUGGAAAAGGGCAUACCAGAAAUAGUUGUAGACCCAUUAGAACCCCUCAGAUACGCUGAAACAGAUGAGCUCAGCGACAUUCAGCUGAUUGAUUUUUCAAGCGCAUUUCUUGAAGCGCAUCCGGCGGCGUCUGUAGCCACACCGGUAGAUCUGGCACCCCCAGAAGUCAUAUUCAAGCAGCCGCUGACCAAAGCGGUGGACAUCUGGAAUUUGGGCUGUGUUACAUAUCGAUAUUCAACGGGGCAGGAACCAUUUUCUAUAAUACUUUCACGAGAUAACCGGGAGCUCAUACCCCAAAUCUAUAAGCUUUUAGGGGAUGCUUGUGCCCCGUGGAUGCUUAAAGCAUGGAUUGAUGCAUCAGUAAAGAAAGUGUGGAAUGAUCUUCCACCACCGAAUAUGGUAUCUUGGGACCAUAGUAAACGCUUAGCUGAAAAGCUGCCCUCGGAUUACUAUUUCUCUGUGGCUCUACGCGGGAGCUGCGAAUAUUACAUUGAUUCCGAUGAUGAUGCUUCGACCACUAUGACAGACACACACAACGAGGGAAGUGUGCACCUAGAAGAGGAGGAUCUAGAGGACUCUGAGAUGGCAGAGGGGGAUGUAGAGGAGGACUGUCCAGAGAAAGAGGGUCCGGAAGAGCAUCACCCAGAAGUUGUUCAGCAGGCCUCUAAAGGCGACCAUGGAUACCAAGCGUACUUGGAGCUUGUGAAAGCCGCGGAGGCGUAUCCUAGGGAUCAUGCAGACAAGCGAGAAUUUUUGGAAUUGGCAACAUCCUACCUCAGCAAAAUGAUCGUAGCAGACCCGGAGAAGCGAGCCACAACUUCAGAGCUUAUUCUCCAUCCCUUCGUGAAAGAUAUUGGUUAUGACCCACAUGUUCGGUCUUCAGUUAGGCCUUUCACACCACAAAAUAGCAUAAUCUCGCCCCUAAUUCGACCCUUCGCCGCAGUCGAAGGGAUGAUCUGA
Aaosphaeria arxii CBS 175.79 is the source of this 1662-nucleotide messenger RNA. Its product is annotated as kinase-like protein. The transcript is spliced from 6 exons. Gene Ontology annotation, molecular function: protein serine/threonine kinase activity; ATP binding. Lineage: Eukaryota; Fungi; Ascomycota; Dothideomycetes; Pleosporales. The record is from RefSeq and is a predicted model, not a curated record. Gene Ontology annotation, biological process: peptidyl-threonine phosphorylation; peptidyl-serine phosphorylation. Bases 1 to 1662 code for a protein of 553 amino acids.